Molecule: messenger RNA, 1941 nt
Organism: Zonotrichia leucophrys gambelii
Lineage: Eukaryota; Metazoa; Chordata; Aves; Passeriformes; Passerellidae
Gene: CNN2
Product: calponin 2
Exons: 7
Coding region: 89-1015 (308 amino acids)
Biological process (GO): actin filament organization; actomyosin structure organization
Cellular component (GO): actin cytoskeleton; focal adhesion
Molecular function (GO): actin filament binding
Source: RefSeq, a predicted model, not a curated record
CCCGACCCCGCCCCCGCCCCGCCCGAGCCCGCUCCGGUACCGGCCCCGUUGCCCGCUCCCCUCUCCGGUACCGGCUCCGUUCCCCGCCAUGAGCAGCUCCCAGUUCAACAAGGGCCCGUCCUACGGGCUCUCCGCCGAAGUCAGGAACCGGCUUGCCCAGAAGUAUGAUCCACAGAAGGAGGCCGAGCUGCGGACGUGGAUCGAGAGCGUGACAGGAAAACAGAUUGGACCUGACUUCCAGAAGGGGCUGAAGGAUGGGGUGAUCCUCUGCGAGCUCAUGAACAAGCUGCAGCCCAACUCGGUGAGGAAGAUCAACCGCUCGGCUCAGAACUGGCACCAGCUCGAGAACCUCUCCAACUUCAUCAAGGCCAUGGCCAGCUAUGGCAUGAACCCCGUGGACCUCUUUGAAGCCAAUGACCUUUUUGAGAGCGGGAACCUGACGCAGGUGCAGGUGUCGCUGCUGGCGCUGGCGGGAAUGGCCAAGACAAAGGGGCUGCAGAGCGGGGUGGACAUCGGCGUGAAGUACUCGGAGAAGCAGCAGAGGAAUUUCGACGAGGCCAAGAUGAAGGCUGGGCAGUGUGUGAUUGGGCUGCAGAUGGGCACAAACAAGUGUGCCAGCCAGUCUGGCAUGACUGCCUAUGGCACCCGGAGGCACCUCUACGACCCCAAAAAUCAGAUCCUGCCACCCAUGGACCACUCCACCAUCAGCCUCCAGAUGGGCACCAACAAGUGUGCCAGCCAGGUGGGCAUGACAGCUCCGGGCACCAGGAGACACAUCUACGAUUCCAAGCUGGGCACAGAGAAGUGUGACAACUCCUCCAUGUCGCUGCAGAUGGGCUCCAACCAGGGCGCCAACCAGAGCGGGCAGGUCUUUGGGCUCGGCCGCCAGAUCUACGACCCCAAGUACUGCCCCCAGGGCAGCCAGGGCGAGGUGGCCAACGCGGCCGGGGAGCAGAGCGGGGACCCGCCCGGGUACCGCUACUACCAGGAGGAGGAGGAGGAGGAGAGAUACUGAGCGGGAUGGCUCCGCCCCAGCCGCACCAUCUCAUCAACAGCCACAUUCCAGCCUCCACUUUCGUCAUUCCCUCUUUUCAAACUCUUUUUUUUUUUUUUUAAACUUUGGAAAUGGAUCUAUUUUUCUGAGCGAGGAAAUAAAGACCCUGUUUGUAGAGAGGUGGCCAGCCGGUUCUGCCAGGAGCUGCAAGCAGGAUGGUGGCAGAUGUUCCAGCAGCUGGGGGAGGACGGUGUCACCUCUCACACACCCCUGGGAUGCCCCUGGAUCCCUCAGCAAGGAGCAGGAGUGGCCUCCCAUGCUGUCCCUGGUGCUGCUGCUGCUCAUCCCUGUGCUGCAGGACCCUCCUCAGCCCUGUGGAGGAGAGGGACUGGGGGCAUGGGGGAAGCACAUCUGGGAGAGACCUCGGGAUUGUGAGUGUUUGUGGGUGGAUGUGUGUGUGCACAGGUUUGUGCUCCGGUGUGCUCUCUAAAUGCUGGAAAUGCCCUUUUUGCAGAACUCACAGAGACCAAGUUAUCCGGGCCACGGUGAUGGCUGCAGGGCUGGGCAGGGAGCUGGCACAGCUGGCACAGCUGGCACACCCAGCACUGCAGCAACCUGAUAUCCCAGGCUGGAGCCAAGGCUGACUCCAACGCCUGCAUCCCGCACCGGGGCGGUGCCCUGCCCAUCGACAUCUCCCCUCCCGUGUGCUUUUAAAGUGGAUGCUCUCAGACUGAAACCAUUUAUAUGAAAAAAAAAAAAAAAAGGCAAACCUUUCAACACAAACGGGAGCUGGUCUGUGCUGCAGGCGCCUCCUCCAGCCUCAGGCGGGUCUCUCUGUGCCUGGGGGGCUGCAGACCUGGCUGAAAUCCCCGAUGCUGCGUGUGCUGGGUGGGGGGAGAGGGAGCCGGGAAGGGGCUGUGAGGUUAAGAGAUAUGAAGUUAAUUAAU